This is a messenger RNA of Cladocopium goreaui, 821 nucleotides long. Lineage: Eukaryota; Dinophyceae; Suessiales; Symbiodiniaceae. The record is from the annotation of a GenBank genome assembly.
CAGCAGUUCGAAGCCCUCAGCUGUAAUCCUGUUGCACAUCACACAUGAGACAGGAUGAAGAGGAGGAUGCUCACCACUCACCACCAUCAUCUUAUGCCUCAUCCGGCUAUCUUAGCUGGUUUGGAAGCGACUCAAUGGAGGCAGAGGGUGAGGAACCGGAACCGUCGCCAAAAACUACUUGGGACUAUUUCAGUUGGAUCAUUGGGGAGGAGGACCCUGAGAUGAGGGCGAUGAGGGAAAAGCAAGAGCGCUACGUCACCCAGAUCGUGGCCUUAGAUCGUGUCGUUGAACAAUGGCAUCACAAGAAGCUCAGCAAACAUGAGGCGGUCAUGCAUGCAGACUCUGUCUUGGAGAACAUUUGCGCCAUCGGCCUCAUCGACGGUGACGCCCUGCGCGCGCAUUUGCUUCGCCAUGGCUUCGACGAUGCACGCCGUUCGGAACUGCAGAGAUCCUACGAAAGCUUGAAACGAGAGUGUGGCCACAGGGUGCCACACUUUGGUUCCCAUGGCACUACCAUCUCCGUCCCCUUGUGCUGCUGACGGAUGACGGCUAGGACUCGUCCCAGGUGCCCACGCUCCUGGGAUCUCGGCACACUGAAUUCGCCCAGGAAGUGCGGGAUCACCGGAUCCACUUCCUGGUACAUAGAACGCUCCUCUGCCACUCUUCCGGGCAUUCCCAAAGGGAGUCCGCCCACAGGGGGGCAUAUCAUUGUUUGAACGGCCACAGCCAGAUGUAGAGAGCGUAAAGUCACAGCAAAGCCUUUAGAACGUUGAGCUUGGCAUCGGUUGAUGGAAGAAAGAGAUUGGCGCAGUUGACACGGG